AUAAUUUGACCAUUUUUCUCUGUGUAAGAUCGAAAGAUUUCGUUUUGAGGGCACCACAACAUAAUUUGGCCCAAAAUCAACGCCGGUUCGUGUUCCAUAGAACAGCUUUUGUAUUCCUUGGAUGUAAUUGUCACUUUUGGGAUAAAUUGGAGCACAAAUGGAGGAACUCCAUCCACGAUCAAGGACUAAAUAGACGCAGGAGACUGCGAUGUAUACCGAGGCAUGACACAGCUCUGUGAUAUCAUAGACAGAAAUCAGAUUUGAAGCCUCUUUUAUUGUUUAGUGUAGGGUGGCCAAUCUGGCUCCAAAAGCCCUAUUAAUCCGUAUCCACACCCAUGAGUGGCAAUCAGAGACGUGAUCGGGACCGCGAUCGAACCGAAGAACAACGACGGGUUUCUAAAGCAAGCGCACGAGGCAUGCACAGCAACCGGACUAGUAGCAGUGGGUCUGGGGUGUUGAUGGUGGGGCCCAACUUCAGAGUCGGAAAGAAAAUAGGGUGUGGGAACUUUGGAGAACUGAGGCUAGGCAAAAAUCUGUACAACAAUGAACACGUGGCAAUUAAGUUGGAACCCAUGAAGUCUAGGGCACCCCAGUUACAUCUAGAGUACAGGUUUUAUAAACAACUGGGCCAGUCAGAGGGUGUUCCCCAAGUCUACUACUUCGGACCAUGUGGCAAAUACAAUGCAUUGGUUUUGGAACUUCUUGGGCCUAGCUUAGAAGAUUUGUUUGACCUCUGUGACAGAAAAUUUUCCCUAAAAACAGUGCUAAUGAUCGCUAUCCAACUUGUUACAAGAAUGGAGUAUGUGCACUCAAAACACUUGAUAUAUAGAGAUGUCAAACCAGAAAAUUUCCUAAUAGGAAGGCAGUCAGCCAAAAAACAACACAUUAUAUACAUUAUUGAUUUUGGCCUAGCCAAAGAAUACAUAGAUCCAGAAACCCACAAGCAUAUACCCUACAGAGAACACAAAAGCCUGACUGGGACAGCCAGGUAUAUGAGUAUAAAUACUCAUUUGGGCAAAGAGCAGAGUCGGCGGGAUGAUUUAGAAGCAUUAGGCCACAUGUUUAUGUAUUUCCUUCGAGGCAGUUUACCUUGGCAAGGGCUAAAAGCUGACACUCUCAAAGAGCGCUAUCAGAAGAUUGGGGACACAAAACGGGCCACACCGAUUGAAGUAUUAUGUGAAAAUUUUCCAGAGGAACUAGCUACAUAUCUCCGGUAUGUUAGGAGGUUAGACUUUUUUGAAACUCCAGACUAUGACUACUUACGGAAACUUUUUACUGAUCUCAUGGCAAAGAAAGGAUGGGAGUGUGACUGGGAGUUUGACUGGACUGGGAGACAGUUGUCAACUCCAUCAGGAUCUAUUCACACAACAGAAGGUGCCACUUCUCCAAACAGGGAUGGCGAAGGGAGAGUCAGACACAACACCCAAACCAAUAAGCAAUCAAACCCAAGGGGUACUGCAUGGGGAGAACCACAGAGACCUAAUAAUUAUCUGGGUCCUAAUCUUACUCCUGCCGAUCGGCAUGGGGGCUCUGUUCAGGUUGUCAGUUCCACCAAUGGGGAACUUGCACCGGAUGACCCCACAGCAGGACACUCCAACACGCCAAUCACUGCUCAGGCAGAGGUAGAAGUGGUGGAUGAGACAAAGUGCUGCUUCUUCCGUCGUCGCAAGAAAAAGAAGACGCGUGCCCCUCGCACCAAUUGAAGAAUAGGACAUUGAUAAGACUUUGAGUCAAUGAGUCAUUUAUUUUUAACAUUGAUGCACCAGUGGGACACAGUGUAAUAAAUAAAUCAUUAUUUGUUUGUAUGAUUCUGAUUGGUGCAUCCCCUCCUACUUUUCACGUAGGUGUUGCGGCUGCUUUCGUCAACAGAAGAAAAGUAAAAAGAAAGCCACGACGACAGCUCAACGAGGCAAAUGACAUGGGGCUUCUGACCAGGACCAAGACACUGUUCCUUUGCACAGAUUUCGAGGAAGGAAAACUGCAGACAGUAGUACAGAGGAGAGUCGCAGCUAGAAAUGCCAGCCUGCUGGGAGACCUCCCAGUGCUCCAGAAGGCCUAAUUCUUAUUUAUUGUCUUGAGUCAUUAUACACCUUCAUUUGGUUUAAGUCACACAAGAGGAUUUCUUACUUUUAAAAUCAGGGAACAUGAAAGACACCUUUGGCCCCUGUGCAAAUUUAAUGUCACAUGAAAGAUAGGUAUCACAGGAUAGUAACUUUUUUGUUUUGUUUUGUUUUUCACAUGUGAUAAAACAGAUAGUCUUUGUUUGCUUUUGGAAAGAUGUUACUGGCUUGAAUAUGUCUUUUUCUGCGGCAGGCUGUGAACUGAACGGUUCAGAGACAGUGAUCUGUGAUUUGCUGUGAUGGACAUGUGGUUUCAAACAGAUGUCAUAAUCACUCUAGUCAUAUCAUUGCAGAUGGUGCCUUGGGCUUGGUCAGAAAGAACUAUUGAAAGAAAUAUAUAUAUGCGUAUAACUUUAAAAAUCUUUGACUCCUAAAGACAUUGGGAAUAAUGACACACCUUAUUAAUAGCCAGACUCUGCAGAGAAGAACCAUGACACUUCUUGUUGUUUAGGAGAAGUGUCUUGUGUAAUUUUUAUUAUCUUCAUGAUCAAAGCUUCUUUUAACUGAGCACCCAAUAUUCAGUCUGCUGUUUGUAGUACUAGAUGUACAUUUCCUAUCUGAAACUAUAGGGAGGGAACAUGCUUUAUUUCCUGGUGUAUAUAAAAAAAGCAUAUUUAUGUGCCACGCAUGAUAAUCAACUGGUGGCUCCCUACCUAUUUGUCACUUAGACCUCAUACUUGAAAGGAACAGAGAAAGAAGGAGAAUCAUGUAAAUGUAUCUCUUUGUGUCAAAAAUGUCAGUGUAACCAAGCUCAGGAUACUGACAUUCUACAAGCAGCUGUAUAUUUGCUUCUGAAAUGUGCUACAAACUUCAUAUUAUAGAAGCCAUGUUUGUAAUGGUGGUAGGAUAAUUGGCACAAGACGCUGCUUUCAACAGAGGGAGAACACAGUGGUGUAAAUGACAGCUUGUUUGAAGUUCUUUUUAUGUACAGACACAAAGUGUCUGAGCAUAAGAUAGUAACCAGUGUCCAGUUGUCUUGGUUUUCAAAAAGAAAGUUGUCCUGGCAGACCUAGGAUAAUGACAAGCCCAAAUUCCAAACAGUUCUGCAUUACAAUAUACGUGUAUUUUGCUCAUUUUAAAUCGUAAUAGUGCAUUCAAAAAGUAAUAAUCAGGUUUUAAAGCAAAUCUUUAAUGUUUUUGAGAGAAACCGGUGAUAUUAUAUAUAUAUAUUGAGACAUGGAAAUGAGGGAUGACAGCUUUGUUACCGAUUUGACCUAGGUAUAUAAGGAUGCAAUGCACAUUUCAGCAAAUUCACUUUUGAGAAAUGCAUUUGCUGCAAAGACCAAUAACGUACAAUAUUGUCCUGAAGGCAUCUUCCUAUUUUAAUUUAGUCUGUACAUUCUGUCAGCUUUGCUGUCUAAUUAGUUAUCAUUCAUUCCCAAAGAUAUCAUAUAUGUUCUACUAUUAGAGAGGGCUCCCUGAGUUCUCAGUACAUUUGUGAUACAGUCUAAUGUCAUUGCAUUUGGUGGAGCAAACAGGUCAUUCAUUUAUUCUCAUUUUCAUUGAAUCGUACACCUGAGAGCUUUGUGAGAGUUUGCUUUACACAAAUAUAAACUGAAGGGAAAGUGAGGCACAAAGAAUUUCAUUUAUUUACCCUAGAAUGCAGAUUCUUGCUAUGACAAUACCAAAUGUAUAAGCUGCGUCUCAAAUUAUAUCAGACUUCUUAGAAAAAUCCAGUGAUGACAGUGCAUGGUUUUGUAUCACUUAGGAAGAAAAGCUGAAGGAAGCCUGGGUUUGCAAAGAACCUGUCACAUCUACCUUGAAUAUCUUUGUGGCUGAGGUUCCAUAAAGGAUAUUUUACUUCCAAGUUGUAAUUGCCCAUUAUCUGAGACUGCACCCAAGUCAGUUAUGGCUGAACUUUUUAUUUGUAAUAUCAGGGUUAAGGAAUUUUUGAAAAAGUGUCGAAUUACAGUUUGUUAAGUUCAAAGAUUCAAAUGUCUGUUCCUUGGAAUAUAAGAUAAUAGGUCUAUAAUGUUCAAGUUGAACAAGAUGUAGUAGUUUGUGAUUUUAAGUAGGAAUUUGCCCAUCUCCUGUCACCUCUUUUCAAUGGUCAGAAUGUAAAAGUGACAAGGCAAAGAUCACAAGGACUGUAUCUCGGCAACUACAACAUGUGUAAAUGUACCAAAUCCUCUAAGAAUAUGCCAAGAUGCCUGCCAACUGGUACACUUUCACCAUUAGACAGCUAAAUAUUCUGAAAAAAAUGAUCAUAGGUCAGUUACCAUGAGGUAAGUGAUGUAACUGCACUGAUGCAUUUUACAAGGCACUAGUUUUAUUAUCUUGUUCUCAGGUGUUUGAAAUAGAGAACGCCUGAAGAUGCCUAUAGUGUUUUGAACUUGUGCAAAAAGCCUCCUUAAUUUGUUCUUCAGUCUGGGGGCCUCUUUUUUAUUAUCUAUGAGAAAUGGGAUUUGGAUUCUCAUGACAGUAAGGUUUAAUUGAGGGGGGUCAGGGCAGGACAUUGUCGCAACAAAUACUGUCAUGGAAAUGCAAUCUUCGAUUGUACUCAUUUUGCUUUCUGGGAAUUUAGGUCAAGUUUGUAUGAUGGAUCAUUAAUUGUAUGGAAGUAUUAAUCUUUUGUUCAAAUUAGCCAUGCUGUGGUCUCCAGAAUAAAAGUCUUGUGCAACACA
Molecule: messenger RNA, 4744 nt
Organism: Lingula anatina
Lineage: Eukaryota; Metazoa; Brachiopoda; Lingulata; Lingulida; Lingulidae
Product: casein kinase I
Biological process (GO): protein phosphorylation
Molecular function (GO): ATP binding; protein serine/threonine kinase activity
Source: RefSeq, a predicted model, not a curated record